Molecule: messenger RNA, 1254 nt
Organism: Lottia gigantea (owl limpet)
Lineage: Eukaryota; Metazoa; Mollusca; Gastropoda; Lottiidae
Exons: 8
Biological process (GO): transmembrane transport; heme export
Cellular component (GO): membrane
Molecular function (GO): heme binding; heme transmembrane transporter activity
Source: RefSeq, a predicted model, not a curated record
GGCGUCAGAGUCUUCAAAAGGCGAUGGUGCAUGCUCGCAUUGUAUUGUAUCUAUUCGUUUAUCAACGCCUAUGAAUGGAUACAUUUAAACAUCAUAGGAAAUAUGAUAGAGAGGUAUUAUAAUGAAAGUUUACCGUCUGAUGAAUUCCAUCGUCAGACUACAAUUGACUGGUUAGCUACAUCUUAUCUAGCUAUUUAUGUUCCUUUGAUAAUACCUGGUAUAUGGUUAUUAAAUAAAUAUGGUUUAAAAGUGAAUAUAUUACUCGGAGCUGUUAUCAAUGCUCUUGGAGCCUGGAUUAAAUGUAUUGGACUGGCUCCCGAGAGAUUUUAUCUUGUCAUGAUUGGACAAUGGUUCUGUGCUAUUUGUAAUGCUUUUGUUGUCAGUUUACCGCCAUUUUUAUCUGCUGUAUGGUUUGGACCAAAUGAACUAUCCACCGCCACUGCUAUUGGGGUUUUUGGCAAUCUGGCUGGAAUUGCUGUAGGAUUUCUACUGCCACCAGUAAUGGUACCUAAUUCACCAGAUAUAACUGAAGUAAGACAGGGACUAGAGAUCAUGUACUAUAGUUGUGCUGCUUGUAGUACACUAAUUGUUCUAUUGAUUAUUAUCUUUUUUAAGAAAGAACCACCUAUUCCACCAAGCCAUGCACAACUUUAUCUAAAAGAGAAAACUGAAGAUUAUCAUUAUGGACGAUCAUUAAAGAAAUUAUUCAAGCAACCGUCAUUCAAUCUAUUGACUCUGUGUUAUGGUAUUAUCACGGGAGUGGAUCAUGCUUUAUUAACUCUUCUGGAUUUUAUAAUUCUUCAUUAUUUUCCGGGUGAGGAGGUCAAUGCAGGAAGAAUCGGUCUGGUGAUUGUACUUGCAGGCAUCAUACCCUCUAUACUCUCUGGAGUCUGGUUGGAUAAGACCAAAACAUACAAAGCUACAUCAGUGCUCCUCUACAUCUGUACUGUUAUUGGAGUGUUUGUUUUUACGUUUACCCUAGAUUAUGGGAAGAUAUGGAUUGUAUUCAUUACUUCAUGUAUUAUAGGAUUUUUUAUGUUUUCUUAUUUGCCUGUUGGUUAUGAAGUUGCUGCGGAGAUAACAUACCCGGAACCGGAAGCUACCUCAGCUGGAAUCUUAACAGCGUGUGCUAUGUUUUUAGGUAUGGUAUUCACCAAUAUGAUAAGAGUUAUUAUGUCGGUGUACGGUGUUUUUAUUGGUAACAUUGCGAUGGGAUCGUUAUUGAUACUUGGUGCUGUCAUCAAUAGUAAGUAA